UAGGAGGGAGACUUUUUUACACUGCACAAAGCUGAGGGGAACACUCGUCGCUGAAAUGAGCCAGAGCCUUGGAGCACUCGCCGUGGAUUAAAAGGGGAAACUUUUAACGAGAUGGCUCUGAACGUGAAAAAGUAGCAGGAGAGCACCAGCACGCUAACCGCCGCCGCCAAACGGACCUUCUACUGCAAAGCAACUCCUAGUAGAUGCGCGGCCACUGCUGAAAAAUAUGCUCCAGCCGAGCCGCCUCAACCCCGGCUUCAGUCGCAAAUUCUCAGUGUUUUAACCAGUUUCGAGAGACAUUCGCCGCCUCCUGUUUGUUAGUUAGUUUUUUUCCCCCGUUUCUUACCUGUUAAUUGCGCUGUUCGAGUCCCCCCCUUCGACCCACCUGCGAGAGAGAAAUUAUGGCAGGGAAGCUGACAACAGUGCAGGGCACAGGAAUACUGCUGGUGACAGCCAACGUCGGAUCCCUGUUCGAGGAUCCUGAAAAUCUGCAGAAAACAUGGCUGAGGGAGUUUUACCAGACGGUGCAGUCCCACAAGCCUCACUUUUUGGCAGUGCACUGUCAAGAGGUGGGCGGGAAGAAUUACGAGGCGUCCAUGUCACACGUGGAUUGUUUUGUCAAAGAGCUGUUGUCCAGUGAUGCCAUGAAGGAGUACAGCAGAGCCCGCGUCUACCUCGAUGAGAACUACAAAUCCCAGGAGCAUUUCACAGCACUUGGAAGUUUCUACUUUAUCCACGAGUCUUUGAAAAACAUCCACCAGUUUGAUUUCAAAGCCAAGAAAUUCAGGAAGGUGGUCGGGAAGGAAACCUGCUCAGAGACACUAGAAAGCACACCCUCGCUGGAGAAGGAGAAGUUUCCACAGGACUACUUUCCCGAGUGCAAGUGGUCCAGAAAGGGAUUCAUCAGAACUCGAUGGGCCCUGGCUGACUGUGCCUUUGAUCUGGUCAACAUCCACCUUUUCCAUGAUGCUUCCAACCUGGUGGCCUGGGAGAAAAGCCCUUCGGUCUACUCUGGGACCAGGCAGAAGGCUCUGGGCUACAUUUUAGACAGGAUCGGGGACCAGCGGUAUGAGAGGUUGCCAUAUUUUUUCUUUGGGGACUUUAACUUCAGGCUGGACUCAAAGCAGGUUAUUGAGAGUCUCUGCUCCACUGCCACCAUGCAGACAGUCCGAACUGCCGACACCAAUGAAGUUGACAAGCUAAUAUUCCGAGAAAGUGAUAAUGACCGAAAGGUUGUUCUUCAACUUGAAAAGAAGCUUUUUAAUUAUGUCAACCAGGACGUUUUCCGGGAAAACAAUGGGACCUCACUUUUAGAGUAUGACAAAGAGCUGUCGGUGUUCAAGGAUCGGCUGCAUGAACUGGAGAUCUCUUUCCCACCCAGUUAUCCGUACAGUGAAGACUGCAAUCAGGGGAAGGAGUACAUGAACACCAGAUGCCCCGCCUGGUGUGACCGAAUCCUCAUGUCUUCUUCUGCCCGAGACCUGGUCUUAAAGCCUGAAAAUGAAGAGAAGUCUAUAGUCUAUGAUAACAUUGGGCCCAAUGUCUGCAUGGGGGACCACAAGCCUGUCUUCCUGUCCUUCCGAAUAACAGCGGGGGCAGGUAAACCUAAUGCAAAUAAGCACAAGUGUUGUGUGGUGCAGUGAUGUCGUGGGAAGUGUUGCCAAAGGGGGGAGAAGAUAUUCCGUGAAGCACCUCUAUGAGAACACAAGGAGAAACAAACAGGACACCAACAUACACACACAUUUCUAUAUGUACACGCACACACACACAUACACACACCCACACAUAUAUUCACACACUUUGCACAAUCUUACACUGAAGAACCUACACAAACUUUUCAGCAGUGCUGAUCAGUUGCAGUUGUCCUGACACCUCAUUCAUACGAAAACCCAGUCGUUUUCUCUCCAUAAAACACUUGUUGAGAUGUGGACUAGCACCCGAGGGCCCGGCUCCAGACAAGACACACAUCGCUGACCUCACCGUUGCCAUGCAACCCCAUUCCCCAGAGAGAAAGAGAGCGAGAGAGAGGGAGAGAAAGAAAAAAAAGAAAAAGAAAAGGACGGACGACUCUUUUUUCCAUGCCACAGCCUCGUUGCCAAAACUCUAAUUGAAAUCAGUCCUACUACAUACUUUUAGACACCGUACUCGCCAUUUUUAGGUAUGCCUCUAUGUAUAGAAGCUACUUUCCAUACAGUAUGUAAGGUGUUUUAAAAAAAGAAAAGUGCAAUGCAAAAAAAGUUGUAUAUCUAUAUUGUUAGGUUUAUUUGUACAUUGGACAGUAUAACAUAGAGUUGUUGAUGGUUUUAGUGCCGUUCUCUUUUCCGACCAAACUUUGUGGUCCCUUUUUUUUUUUUUUUUUUUUUUUGACUAGAUGCAUCUUUUCGGUUUAUUUCAACUGUUUCUAUAUAUAUUUUUAGUUUUGUUUUGUUUUGUUUUUGAGUUGUUGUUGUGUGCACAACACACUGCCAUGCCUGACACAUCAGUUGAGUCUCAUUUUAUAUACUGUACUUUUUAAAAGAGAUAAUUUAUAAUUCUUACCAAAAUGUUUAUGCUGAAGCGUGCUGGAGGCAGUGCGACUGUCUGGUUGCUUCUGCAGCCACAGUGACCUUUCUGAAUAAGUCAGUACAAGAGAGGAGAGAAAACAGAGCAACUGUUCAGCCAACGUGAUUUAUUGCCUAUCCAAGAAUGUUUUAAGCAGUGCCAUAGACCAUGCAAGUAUAUAAGAUAAUGUUUCAUAUAUAGCACUCUCACAUUAUUUCAUUAUUAUUCUUACUCUAACUUAUUUCUACUUAAUAAUAUUAUGGUUCUGAAUGUGAUAUUUUAGAUAGGCUUGGGUAUCUUUAAAAUGUAAACUUUUUUUUUUUUUUUUUGGUCUAUUUUUGUUACUGCAUUAUGGUGCCAAGUAUCCUACACAGACAUGAAAAUGUGUAAGAGUUAUUAAAUACUUAAGUCAGACGGUUAAAAGGUAUUGAUUAUAAAGUGUAAAAAAUAAGAAUAGAUAAACUCUAAAUGCGGGGAAAGACCAGGAAGACUUGCUUUUUAUCUGUUUUCUAUGUAGCCUUCAUUGCAAAUAAUUUGAGCAUUAAAUGAGGCGAUGGAAGACGGCUGUUUAUGAAACGCCAGCGUUUCUUUUUAUCGAUUUCAUUUACUACACUACAGAUUUCAGACUGUGUGAAGCCGUCAGAUUGAUCCUCAGUGAUUUUUUUUUUCUUUCAUCUAAAUCACCGCAAGUGGAAAUGAUUUUGUGCCUGCCGCAGAAUUUAUGUUUUUUUCUUGUGUGAUUUGGUUUCGUAGGCAAAAAGUACAACAAAAAAAAAGAUAAAAAGAAAAAAAAAGAAGCAGCCCUGCUUGUUUUUGUUCUAGCUGGUCAUUGUGAGUAUACUGUAGGAGUAAUAAGCCGCAGUUUUUUUUUCCUUCACUCCAUCUUAUAAAAAAAAGCAGAUAGAGAUUUUAUUCUAGCCCCUCUGGACGGCCUGGCCUCUACUGUAGGUGAUGCAGUUCUCAAGCAAUAAAAAACCAUUAGAGCUCAACGGCUGUUUGUCCUCAUUUGACCUCUUUGACUACAAUACGAUUCAUUAAGGAGCAUCACAUACUGUAGUCAUUCAACCUUUCUGCUUUCUGUCACGCAGCUUUUAAUUGACCGAUGAUACAAACGUCAACGAAAAUUAAUAUAACGCCUAUUUUGUCUAAUAGUCCCGCAGGAUAUUUUAGUAGGAAUCCAAUUUUGCACAUAAAUAUGACCAAUUCAUGCUUUCAUAUAUUUGGAGGCCCUUUAACACAGUUAUAUAGGCUAUGGCUUAAAUCAUAUAAAUGUAUAUAAAGCUACUCAUAGCAUGCGGAGUGUUAAGUGUGUAAUGUAAGAUUAGAAGAUUUGGCUUGAAUUAACUUCUCCAAAAUGUAACUAUUCAAUAGGCUAAAUUUCAAUAAUAAUCUCAUAAAAGAUUCAAUACAAACACACACACUAUUAUGUCUAAAUGUAUAUACAGGCUAUACGAAAUACAUUUCUAAAUAAGCAUCAUUUCACUUGUUGAAAUAUGAAUGUCAUUGUUUAUCUUAUAGUGGUAAAUCUAAAGAGUUACCUUUGCAUAUUGGGAGUUUGUAUCGUAUUUUUUUUUUCAUUCUGAAUGACAUAUAGAUUAUCACAAACUCUUAAAUGGGAUUAGAUUUUUAUGAGUGCUAAUUUCUGAUUGGCUGAAUCCAAAUGACACGGUGCAUAAAGCUCCCAUUGAUUCAACCUACAGAGCAUUACAGCUGUAAUACUUGAUUAAGGACAGAGGGGGAGCACUUUGUUUUUAAUCCAGCGUUACACCAUAUUGCUGGAUUUGAUUUGAACACAAAUCCAUAACUGUUUAACAGCAGCUAUUAUAAACCCAUAAUCGAUAAUUUACUUGAAUGUAUUUACAAUAAAUUCAAGUAGAGGUCAAAGUGCUGGAGGCCUGGACUAUAUAAAGUUCCUCCAGCAUGAGUCUGCAGGAAACAUGAGUGCUAAAUAAAAGUAGUAGAGAGGCUAUUUUCUGCUUUGAUUCCCUGCAAUUACUAAACAGCUGCUCCUUUAAUAAUAGCAAUUGUAAUAAUGAAAAUAAUAAUAGUUUACCAAUAUCUAUCAUUUUAUCAUGUGCAACAAUAAUAAUGCCAUAUACAUGUUCUAUUACUUGAUGUAACCUGAAGUUAAGUUAAAAUCUCCUUUUUGUUUUGUUUUGGUAAAAAUACAUCAACUAAAUUAAAUAAAUUGUUGUGUCGUUAUUGUUCUUCAGGUCUCUCACAGCACAUCAGCAUCAAUUACCAAUA
This is a messenger RNA of Scomber scombrus (Atlantic mackerel), 4788 nucleotides long. RefSeq names its product inositol polyphosphate-5-phosphatase A (gene inpp5a). Lineage: Eukaryota; Metazoa; Chordata; Actinopteri; Scombriformes; Scombridae. Gene Ontology annotation, molecular function: inositol-polyphosphate 5-phosphatase activity. Bases 402 to 1643 code for a protein of 413 amino acids. Gene Ontology annotation, biological process: phosphatidylinositol dephosphorylation. The transcript is spliced from 16 exons. The record is from RefSeq and is a predicted model, not a curated record.